AUGAUAAGAACAUGGCGGUUGUUACUCCUGGGGAGGGGGAGAAUGUACAGCACAUUAACGUGCAGACGCGAUAAAUUGGAUUCGCUUAGAAUGUUAUCAUACGACUUUUACAGAAGAAGCCAAGGCAAAAAGGGGGUCCCUGCAAAGCUACAGGGAGAAAUGGCUCAAGGUGCAGCGACGCUCAGUGAGCUUCCACCUGAUGGGCUAUCACCCGGAGAGCGGCUGUACCUGGAAGCAGUAACCGUAAGUCACUCCGUUGAGGAAAUGUUCCGCGAAGACAUAUACAACAGCCAAAGCUACGUCCUAAUCCUUAAGGGGCUAGUGAAUACCCUCACCCAUGUGAAGGAGGAAGGGAAGAGAAGACACUUACGCAAGCUGAUCACCACCUUUGUGGGAUUCUUCCAACGAUACGUGCACCUCAUGAAUGAACAGGACAUCACCUUGUUGUUAGAUGUAACGGCCAAGUGUUCCAUCCGGAAAAAAGAAAUAAACCAACUGAUAAUACAGCGCCUGAGCAAAGGUGAAAAGAACACCUUGUUUUUCUCCCUCAAUUCGAAAAGCGUUUGCAUCAUCUUGAAUAGCCUACAUAAGGUGAUACCUCAGGGAAAUCACGCCGAGCGUCACGCCGACCAGUACGCCCGCGCAGCUCGCCGCCUAACCAGUGAUAUCUUCCAUUUCUACGUUGUGAACAGGUACAAGAAUUUCUCCUUGGGUCAGAUGAUAAUUAUCCUUCACUCCAUGCAUCGGUAUGGUUACGAGAAGUGCAGAGUGGCUGGCUUGAUAGGUCACAUUGCACAGCGCCUUUUGGAGACAUGCCAAGGGGGAGAAGCAACCUCCAAUUUGGGAAAUGCUAUCAAGGGAGGAUGUACCGAAAAGAGGAACAAUACAGACAACUCGGUCGAACACGAAGGGGAUCCACCAUGUGAUUACAAACCAGACCAACAUACACGAGGAAGGAGCGGUCCUUCCACCACUGCUCUUUUCCCAUCACGAACAGAUGAUCGCGCUUCCAUAUUCGACCUGCAGAAUAAAUAUGAGUUGAUCCUUUUGCACACGCUCAGUUGCUACAAUUACUGCAACAACCAUCUGCUUGGCAUCCUCCUGUGUGAAGUAAAAAGGAAGCUAUUCACAACUUACAAGGAAAAGGAAGUCUGUAUGUUCCUCUCUGCAAUGAGUAACUAUCUUGCCAUACCCACAUCAAAAAGAUUUGAAGUAUAUGUGACGGAUGAGGAAAGUAAUAUAAAUGAAAACAAUCAAGUGUAUGGCUCCGAAUUGGUACGAACAUUUUUAAUAAAGGAAAAAAAACGGUUGAGCAAUUACACCAAAUUUAGCAUUGCCACAAUUUAUAUUAUCCUGUCCAAAUUGAAUUUCUUUUACGAGAAUAAAGAUGCAGAUGCUUUUUUCCUGGAUAAGUUGUUCCUUGAAAAAUAUUUUCCCAAAAAAAAAAAAAAAAAAAUUUUUUUUUCUGUUGAAGAGGAUAACAUAACAGUCAAGACGAUAAUAAGUUUAUUGUUUUCUCUCGUUUUAAAUGGCCAAAGGGAUAUCACUUACUACGGUGCUUUGUUUGACAGUCUCAUCCUGCAAAUGUGGGAUGGUACAGUAGAAGCCUCAACAGAAGAAUCCCACGACGUGAACAAAGGCACGAGGGCGCUGAAACUUCUGUCCGUGCAAAAUGCCCACAUGCUUUGUGUGGUUUACACAUACCUACAUUUGCACAACAUGCUCGCCCAACUAAAAAGGACAAAUUUACAUUUCUUCCGCUUUCUCUUGAGUAAUUUUAACUACAUGAAUUGCACGCACUUGAAGCAGCACGUGUCGUCCCAAAUUCACGCGGAAAUUAACGCAAUUAUUGGUUUGAUCAAAACAAAAAAAAAAAAAAAAUUCGUCCUCACAAAUGAGUGCUUCGUUUUUCCCUACUACGUGGACAUCUGCCUGGGUAGGCCCUGGGCGUGA
Molecule: messenger RNA, 1953 nt
Organism: Plasmodium knowlesi strain H
Lineage: Eukaryota; Apicomplexa; Aconoidasida; Haemosporida; Plasmodiidae
Product: conserved Plasmodium protein, unknown function
Exons: 1
Coding region: 1-1953 (650 amino acids)
Source: RefSeq, a predicted model, not a curated record